UUGGAGCCGUCGAUCCGAACACGCGGUGCUUGUAUUUCUCGAAUUAGCGACGGCUGGACAUACCGUAGGGUAGGAGGGCUCAAGGCCGAUCAUAAGCAGAUUCCCAUAAGUGUGUUUGUCCAAAGUGUCGUUGAGAGCACCAGAAAGAUGGCGUUUGGAAGACUGACGAUUGUGCUGCUGAUAGUGGCCCAUGUGUCUAGCGUUUUAUCUCAAAGCGAUCCAGCAUGUACCACACCUACGCGGCACGAAGGAUUCUGUGUGCCGAUCAUGCGUUGUCGGAAUAUCUACAACAUCGUGACGUCACCUACACCUCCUUCCAGGGGGAUCCAGAACUAUAUCAAUCGUGCAGGCUGUACACUGCCCGAUGUCGAGCGAAGCGUCUGCUGCCAGCCUGCGGAAAUCGAUCCACCAACUCCAACCACAUCUCCCGUCGCUAUGUCCAGCACGAGUCCUGAACUGAACUGGACCCUAUUACCAACAACAAAGUGUGGUACGAUCACAACCAACCGUAUAGCAGGCGGUAAUCUGACUCGCGUGUUCGAAUACCCGUGGAUGGUGCUGCUCCGCUACAUGCGGAAUGGUGAGCUGGUGGACGGCUGCGGAGGAUCGCUGAUCAACAACCGCUACGUAUUGACGGCAGCACACUGCGUGCGAACAUCGAGCAAUUUGAAGCUCACUAAAGUUCGUCUAGGGGAGCACGAUAAAAAGAACGAUGUCGAUUGCAUUGUGUACAAGGACGGUGAAACGGAAUGUGCCGAUCCUCCGAUAGAGGUUGACAUAGAAUCAACGGUCGUACAUAGCGAGUACAACAGACCGAUCCGGUUUCGGCAUGACAUCGCUUUGCUUCGGAUGGCACAAGAAGUCGCAUACAGUGAUUCCAUCAAACCCAUUUGCUUACCGAUCAGAGAGGACGUUCGGAAUAAAGUUCUACCGAAAUACAUCCUGACCGGCUGGGGUACGACUGAGGAGCAAGCACUGUCCGACAUUUUACUACAGGCACUCCUAAAGAAUGUGCCCGUAUCAGAUUGCCAACAAAAGAUGAAGGAAAACGGACUCAGAAUAGACCUUUCGGAGGAGUACCAAAUGUGCGCUGGGGGCGAAGAGAAGGUGGACUCUUGCAAGGGUGAUUCAGGAGGACCGCUGGGUUUCAGCGUGGACCUCGUGGGUGCCCGAUUCGUCCAGUACGGAGUUGUAUCGGCCGGUGUUAGUACAUGCGGAAAAGUAAGUGUCCCGGGCAUUUACACUCGAGUUUCUAGCUACAUGAACUGGAUAGUGGAAAACAUGCAACCGUGAAAAUAGUGCUUACCGCACGACAACACAUGAAUCUGAAGAUCUUCAACGAGCUAGUGUACUAUAAAAUCAUUUUAAGCUAUAACAAUAUAGGUAAUGAAAUAUAUCGGAGGAUUUCUAUGCAUAUCAA
Messenger RNA from Anopheles aquasalis, 1420 nucleotides. RefSeq names its product serine protease easter-like. The record is from RefSeq and is a predicted model, not a curated record. Gene Ontology annotation, biological process: proteolysis. Gene Ontology annotation, molecular function: serine-type endopeptidase activity. Lineage: Eukaryota; Metazoa; Arthropoda; Insecta; Diptera; Culicidae.